CCAUUUUUUCUUCGGAACAAAAAAAAAAUCAAAAGAAAAUGCAAAUCUUCGUGAAAACCCUAACCGGAAAAACAAUCACUCUCGAAGUGGAGAGCUCCGACACCAUCGACAAUGUCAAGGCGAAGAUCCAGGACAAGGAAGGUAUCCCGCCGGAUCAGCAGCGCCUCAUCUUCGCCGGAAAACAGCUGGAGGACGGCCGGACCUUAGCCGACUACAACAUUCAGAAGGAAUCCACACUCCACCUCGUCCUCCGCCUCCGCGGCGGCGGAACCAGCUGGCGGAUACCUUUCGUCGCCAAUCACUUGGUGAAGAAAAUUAAGAAUCUGAAUGAGAUUUCGAAGAAAGAACUGAUUAAGACAUGGUCCAGGGGUUCGACUAUCGUGCCGGAUAUGGUAGGGCAUCGAAUCGCUGUUCACGACGGGAAGAAGCACGUGCCGUUUCGUAUUUUGGAGACUAUGGUGGGCCAUAAGUUGGGAGAAUUGAAACCGAGACGCACGCAUAAGAAGGAGGUUCAUGCUAAGGGCAAGACUAAGGUUGCAAAGAAGAAGUGAGCUUCUGCUGAAUUGGAUUCUAUUGCUUAGGAAAAAUAUUUUAAUUUUGGGUGAAUAAAUUUGAUAUUUUGCUGCCUGAAUUCUGUGAUGUUUCUGCUUUUUGUUCGUUUUAGACGCAUCUCGUUUUACUUGAUGAAUAGAACAUUUUAUCUGUUUGAUCUUUGCAUCUCUUUCCA
Molecule: messenger RNA, 727 nt
Organism: Erythranthe guttata (spotted monkey flower)
Lineage: Eukaryota; Viridiplantae; Streptophyta; Magnoliopsida; Lamiales; Phrymaceae
Product: ubiquitin-ribosomal protein eS31 fusion protein
Biological process (GO): translation
Cellular component (GO): ribosome; small ribosomal subunit
Molecular function (GO): protein binding; structural constituent of ribosome
Source: RefSeq, a predicted model, not a curated record